Ziziphus jujuba (common jujube) is the source of this 2743-nucleotide messenger RNA. RefSeq names its product protein ACCUMULATION AND REPLICATION OF CHLOROPLASTS 3, chloroplastic. The transcript has 16 exons. The record is from RefSeq and is a predicted model, not a curated record. Gene Ontology annotation, cellular component: chloroplast outer membrane; cytosol; extrinsic component of plastid membrane. Bases 236 to 2590 code for a protein of 784 amino acids. Gene Ontology annotation, biological process: chloroplast fission. NCBI's taxonomy places the organism in Eukaryota, Viridiplantae, Streptophyta, Magnoliopsida, Rosales, Rhamnaceae.
AAAUAAAAUAAAAUAAAUCUAAUCUUUAUCAGAAACAAUCUUCAAAGUUCAAAGUCGCUGAGCAAAUGGGCAUUGAAACCUCUGUUUGUUUCCUCUUCCAGAUUUUCCCUCCACAACAAAACCCUCGCGCCCAGUCUGUUUUGUUCAAUCCAUUUUCGAUAUUUCUCUAAGAAAACCAGCAAUUUGCUAAAGAUUAAGCCUUUUUUUUUUUUUUUCAAAUUUUUAUUUUAUUCCCAUGGAGAUUCCCGUAUUUACGAGUUUUCGGCUAUCAUACUCAUCAGCGGUUUCCUUGCGCUCUUGCUCUUCAAAGUAUAGUAUUUUCUUCCAUGGAUGCUUCUUCCGCGGCAAAAGGUUGAGUAUUAGGUGGAAUAUUUAUAGUUCGAAGCCCUGUAUGGGAAUCAAAGCGAGUUUGGAAAACAAUUCUUUGUCAAAUGGGGUACUUGGGAAAGCUAAAACUGAGGUGAAUUCUGGGGAUUUCUGGGGACAUUCUGAGUUCGUUGAAGUGAUUGGCAUUGGGAGUCGCAGGGAUGCUGUUCUCAACUUCUGUCUCGAAUCGCAGUUCAAGUCGUCGUCUUUGCGAUUUUGGAACGUUCUCAUCAAGGAUUCAAUAGCGGUGCAAUUACAACAAAGGUUCCUUGGAAAAGAUCUGGCUCCAAGGAUUUUUGAAGCACCACUAUCUUUGAAGUCAUCUUCAAAAACUAUUAUCCUUGUGGCGAGUGCUGGUUAUGGCCUAGAUCACAUAACGAUAGUUGAUAUUCUAAAAACAUUAAGAUCUGCAAAUGGAUUUUCCGUUGUUAUUAUCUUGAAGCCAUUCAGCUUUGAAGGUCAGAAGCGCCAGGAUGAGAUAAAAAAUCUGGUGGAGAAACUUCGGGGACAUACAAAUUUAUUUAUUGAUAUUGACACUGACAUGUUACUUAAGAAGGACUUGGUUACUCUAGAUGAGGCAGUGAGGACUGCAAAUAAUGCUGUGUUUCUGGCCAUGACUGCUGUAUCUUCUCUUGUAUCUGAUAUACAUCAUAAACUUAUUGAUGUAUCGCAUAAUAAUGUGAAGGAGAUUGGAGUUUCAGAAGUUUUGAAUAUUCUAGAAAGAUAUAAAGAAGCAAAAAUUGGAUUUGGUGCUGGUUACAGCAUCAAAACUUCAAUUCUACAGUCUGUGUAUGACUGCCCUUUCCUCGGUAUGGGUGUCAAGGACUUGGAUGGGACUAUUAUAUGUGUCCUUGCAAGUUCUGGUGACAUCAGCAACAGUGAUAUGCAUACAUUUGUGCAUACUUUCCGUCAAACUACAGAAUAUACAAACGAAAUCGUAGUAUCAACUUUUCAUGAACCUAGUUUGGAGCCCAAUUUGCUUGUAACAAUGGUUCUUGUUUUAGGUUUUACUGGGCAACAGACUUCUCAGAAAAGUAGCAUAAUUUCUAGACUGGCUCAGCGUUUUCCUUUCAUUUUUGGACUUUUGACAAGACACCAUUGGCAAUCAACGGAUACUCAGGGAAAUAAUUUACCAGACAAUGGAUGUCCUGAAGAGUCAGUUUCACAAGAACCAUUGGAGACGGGUGAUAGAGCUGCUGUUGAUGUUGUAGCUGAAGAUUCUGACAAGUACCCUGAGGAGGAAGAAGAAAUCCAGCCAGUAAUGAGCAGCAACUAUAAUGGAUCAUAUGCUUCAAGUUAUAAUAGUGGAUCUGACCAUGAGACUGAAUUAUUUGGAGCCACCAAUGAGUUUUCCCGUUUAUAUGAUCCAGGUGGAGAAGACACUCCUGCAUUUCAAAGAGAGCCACUUGUUCGUUGGAACUUGGGGCCAGGAUAUCAGAUUGCACAGGAGUGGGCCAAAGAGAGGGCAGCUAAAGCUGGAGCUGGUUCAGUACUUGAUAAGUUGAGCAUCUUCUGCCUUCCAGUUGGUGUAAGGCCUUCAGAAGAGUUGAAAGAUAAUGUCAAUGUCUCUUCUCUGACACAUCGCAGAGAGCCUAAAGCUGAGGAUGGUUUGAAAGAACAAACUGUUGGCAAUUUUGACACAGGACUUGAAGUGGUGAAAGAGUUUUGUAAUACAGCAUCAGCACUCUUGAAAGGAAAAUAUGCUGAUCCUCGCAGAAAACAAGGUCAUCUUUCUGCUCGUGCAGCAUCUAUGCUGGAAGCAGAACGGGAUUCACCUAAAAAAUGGAGUCCGAUUGUGGAAAUAAAAUACAGAGGAGGAAUUUACAGAGGGCGUUGCCAAGGCGGUCUUCCUGAAGGAAAGGGUUGUCUGGUUCUUGGAGAUGGAAGCAUAUACGAUGGAAUGUGGCGCUAUGGCAAGAGAUCAGGUCUUGGCACAUUCUACUUUAGUAAUGGGGAUGUGUUCCAAGGUUCAUGGAGGGAUGAUGUUAUGCAUGGCAAGGGUUGGUUCUACUUUCACACGGGGGAUCGAUGGUUUGCAAACUUCUGGAAAGGAAAGGCAAAUGGAGAAGGACGCUUCUAUUCUAAAUCCGGUGAUGUGUUUUUCGGCCAGUUCCAAGAUGGACUGCGACAUGGUGACUUCCUGUGCAUUGAUGUUGAUGGAACAAGGUGCUUGGAGAACUGGGAUCAAGGUAUUCUUGUAAGUCGUAGACCAUUUGACACUUGAUAUGCAAAAAUUGAGAAGCCCCCAUAUUGUAAAUAUUAUUAUUAUUUUUCUUAUUUCAUUUAUUCUGGUUUGUUCUUUACUAAGUAGAAGCUCCAAAUCUAUUGGAAAAUUUUAUGAGAAUAUUUCUUGGAAAUUCAGGAGGAUUCUUAGAUA